Molecule: messenger RNA, 390 nt
Organism: Penaeus monodon (black tiger shrimp)
Lineage: Eukaryota; Metazoa; Arthropoda; Malacostraca; Decapoda; Penaeidae
Product: zinc finger protein 13-like
Exons: 2
Coding region: 1-390 (129 amino acids)
Source: RefSeq, a predicted model, not a curated record
AUGCUUUUGACUAAAGUGAAGGGCGCCCUUGACCAGGUCAUGGCCUCCACGGGGAUGUUGACCGGGGACUCGGGUGGGCGCCAGUGCCCCUUCUGCCCUCGCACCUUCGCCUUCCCCAGUUACCUGCAGCGACACCUCACGUUGCACACCGGGGAGAAACCCUUUAGCUGCCACCGCUGCAACAGUCGCUUCACGCGCCGCAACCACCUCAAGGAGCACCUAAUGAGGAAGCACGGACAGCACCCGGUUACCCCCACCCACCUGCCCUCCUCCGCCGCCAUAGCCACCGCCGCCCACCCGCCCAGUGGCGCCUCGACUUUCCGCCCGCCGAUUUCCUCGACGUCGGCGGCUCCCGCAUCUCACGUAACAGACGUCCUUCACUUGGACUGA